AUGAGGAGAAGAGAUUAAAGAAAAACAUGAGCGCUGCAUUCAGGGACGCACUGAGCAAGUGGUUUUGGAUUUGUUUUAAUUAUUUUGUGCCUUUUUUAUGCCACCCGCGACCCACAAAGGGACAAGAUCAUGUGGUUCAACACCUCUGACCAGUCAUGGACGAACACGAGCAGCAGGCCAUACGCCAGAUCUUCCAGUUUUGGAUUGUCUUGCUUCACCAUGAUCUUCGGCGCUCUCUCCAACUUCACAGCUCUGGGCAUCCUGGCCAAAACCCACAUCAGAUUCCGGCGCCAAGCCAAGGCCCCGUUUUUGUUCCUGACAGUGUCCUUACUGGUGGCUGACCUUGGAGGUCACGUAAUUCCGGGGAGCUUCGCCAUGUACGUGCAUAUGCAUAAAAGCAAAGGGGAGCUGCCUUCCGAGAUGUUCUGCAACACGUUCGGCGCUAGCAUGGUAUUUUUUGGCUUGUGCCCACUGCUGUUGGAUUGUGCAAUGGCGCUGGAGCGUUGUGUCGCCAUCACCCAACCCUUUUUUCACGCCGCGAUGAUCACCGUCGCUCACGUGCGGCACGUUUUAUUUUUCCUGCUGACGGCUGCUCUGGUACUCGCGCUUCUCCCUUUCUUCAGUGUGGGAACUUAUACGCUACAGUCUCCCGGAACGUGGUGUUUCCUUCAGGUCCACGCUCCACGGUCUGUGGCAGAGACCAACCUGGUUCUUGCUUUCUCAUGUUUGGGGCUCGCUGCCCUCACUCUUUCCCUGCUCUGUAACAUUCUGAGCAGCCUGGCAUUACUCCGGGCCCGGAUAAAGAUGCAGACCGAUGAUUCUGUAUCAGUCGGCGCCUGUAACCGCCGGGCUUCAUCGGCAUCCUCCUCCUCCACCGCCAUUUGUUCCCUGGAUGUUGAGAUGAUGGUGCAGCUCGCAGUGAUCACAAUAGUUUCCUGCGUCUGCUGGAGUCCAUUUCUUGUUCAUAUCCUGGUGAUGCAGUUCAUGUCUGCUGGACUAAGCAGCCAAAGCGACGACUUUAUCCUUCUGGCUUUGCGCUUCGCCGCUUGGAAUCAGAUUCUGCAUCCCUGGGUUUACAUUCUACUGCGGAAAGCAGUGCUUCUCAAACUUGGCUGUUCUGUUCCAAACACUCCACAAAGGGCUGGAAGACCAAGGACAACCAACCCACCGAGUCGCUUUCUAGCACUGGAUGUUUCAGAUUGUGAAGUGACUGCCAUUAAACCCACUGUUGGAAGCCGGGCUUUGAAACGGAGCCUGUAAAAGGGACCU
Synchiropus splendidus (mandarinfish) is the source of this 1269-nucleotide messenger RNA. It is a transcript of the gene ptger1c, whose product is annotated as prostaglandin E receptor 1c (subtype EP1). Gene Ontology annotation, molecular function: thromboxane receptor activity; prostaglandin E receptor activity. Gene Ontology annotation, biological process: adenylate cyclase-activating G protein-coupled receptor signaling pathway; inflammatory response; positive regulation of cytosolic calcium ion concentration. The record is from RefSeq and is a predicted model, not a curated record. The transcript has 3 exons. Gene Ontology annotation, cellular component: plasma membrane. The coding region runs from base 130 to 1260 and encodes 376 amino acids. Lineage: Eukaryota; Metazoa; Chordata; Actinopteri; Syngnathiformes; Callionymidae.